AUGGAUGAUAUGGACCCAUUCGAGGCUCGCCUGCUUUUCGGCAGCAAGCUGGACAACCUCACAGGCGCGCAGCCAACCAUCGAACGCGUAUCACAGUACGCCAUAGACCACGCUAGCCUGUCCGACAACCUAUUCGACUGCAUCCUUGAAAAGCUCGAAAAGCUCCAAGUGCCCCCACGGCUCAACCUGCUCUUCGUCAUAGACACAAUACUCCUCUCAGACCACCGGACAGGAUCACACACGUGGACGGAUCUGAUUAAAAAGGAGAUGGUCAGUAUUAUCAAAACGGUGAUACCCGAGAACCCCGGGGGUGACGCCAAUGUGUCGCAGGUCCGCAAACUAGUCUCGGGAUGGCGGCGCAAAAACAUUUUUGGUGCGCCCACUGCCGACAGCAUCGAGUUGCUGCUUGCCAAUCGUGCUGGUGGGAGCGGCGGCACUAACGAUACGGGGAUGAAGCAUCAAGAUAUUCUGAAGCGUAUCGAGGAGGAUCGUGAGAGACAUAAGAGGCAUAAGGAGGAUGUGUGGAUUCGCCCUGUUGAUGAGAAGCCUGAGGAUGAGCUGAACUCGUAUUGGGAGACUACGAGUGACUUUAACGAUGCCGACUGGCAGGAGAUCGCACUAGAGAACGAGGAGUAUCAGCGAGACCGCCGCACGCUGGACGGCAUUCAGUGA
This is a messenger RNA of Kickxella alabastrina, 672 nucleotides long. RefSeq names its product CTD kinase subunit gamma CTK3-domain-containing protein. The coding region runs from base 1 to 672 and encodes 223 amino acids. NCBI's taxonomy places the organism in Eukaryota, Fungi, Kickxellomycota, Kickxellomycetes, Kickxellales, Kickxellaceae. The record is from RefSeq and is a predicted model, not a curated record. Gene Ontology annotation, cellular component: CTDK-1 complex. The transcript has a single exon. Gene Ontology annotation, biological process: positive regulation of transcription by RNA polymerase I; positive regulation of DNA-templated transcription, elongation.